AUGAAUAAUAGUAAAAAUUUUAAAGAAGAUGAAAAUGAUGACAUUAACCUUAUAAAAGAAGCAUUAAACAAAUUAUUAGACCUGAAAAACUCCGGACAGCCCGAUCAAGACGUAGUCAACGGCUUAAAAGAAUGGAUUAAAAAUCAAGCCAAUAAAGACAUAGAAACAAUCUUCAAACUCGUCGAACUUCAUCAUGCAAGUAAUCCAGAAUUCUUAUAUCUACUUGGAUAUCUCACCAAUUAUGGGCUAGGAACAGACGAAAACCCGGUUGCCGCUUUUAAAUACUAUUACAAAGUGGCUGAAAGAGGAUUAAAUUACGGACAGGCACGAAUAGCUUGGUGUUUCUACAAAGGACUCGGUGUAAAGGUUGAUCAUGUCAAAGCAUUUGAAUGGUACCAAAAAGCUGCGGAAAAUAAUCAUCUAUGCUCCCAAUUUAAUCUAGGACUAUUUUAUAGUCAAGGAAUUGGCACUAAGAAAAAUCUCGAGAUGGGGUUUAAAUGGGUUCAGGUUGCAGCGAAUCAUGGUGACUUACUUGCGCAGUUUGAGCUUGCUAAAAUGUAUUUAAGUGGUAAUGGAACCAAGAAAGAUUAUCGAAAAGCGAAUUAUUGGUUGUGGAAGACUGCCGAUACUCGUGUUCUUCAUCUGAAGGAGGAUUGUUUGUUCAAUUUGGCUUCAAUUUCGGCUAACGGUAUGGGUAUAAAAAGAGAUUUUCAUCAGGCACUUCGAUUAUAUCGGCGUGUUCUAAUUCUAAACAAUGGGUAUUCGUGGGGUUUUAAAAGCACGUUGCAAUCGUUGUUUGAACCACAAGAAUGGAUUCUUUAA
Ambispora leptoticha is the source of this 822-nucleotide messenger RNA. Lineage: Eukaryota; Fungi; Glomeromycota; Glomeromycetes; Archaeosporales; Ambisporaceae. The record is from the annotation of a GenBank genome assembly.